Messenger RNA from Poeciliopsis prolifica (blackstripe livebearer), 2379 nucleotides. It is a transcript of the gene spns3, whose product is annotated as SPNS lysolipid transporter 3, sphingosine-1-phosphate (putative). Lineage: Eukaryota; Metazoa; Chordata; Actinopteri; Cyprinodontiformes; Poeciliidae. Gene Ontology annotation, molecular function: transmembrane transporter activity. The transcript is spliced from 13 exons. Gene Ontology annotation, cellular component: membrane. The record is from RefSeq and is a predicted model, not a curated record. Bases 415 to 1947 code for a protein of 510 amino acids. Gene Ontology annotation, biological process: transmembrane transport.
AGUCAGGCUAGAAGUGAAAUAACCGCUGGGUUCCUCAAUACUCAAGAGAGUCACAGAGAAGUGUGCGCCGUUCUCUGGCAUCCAGUCUUCAGUAUGAUUUGAGAAGAAAGCGUUGAAGAACAUCGUCUCUCCGAGGGAACCGUCGACAACCAGGCGAGCUUGUUUUCUGCUCCUUUGAACCGUUUUAGCGGCUCAGAGUUCUCACCCACAGCCACAUCAACCUCUGUUAUUGCAGGUUUUAUUUAAAGGAAGGAAGGAGUUUGGGUGUAGAGGCUAGAAUGUGAACAGCACCAGUCUGCUGAGGGUGUUGUUUGGAGAAGAUUUGCUGCACAAUAGGCUUAGUGUUAUCACUGCGUGGACUCUGCAACCUGGGCACAAAGACAGAGGGCUUUUCUGUAACAGGCGGGCCACAGUAUGGACGAGAAGGGAUCAGUGAGCUCCCAUCAGGACAAACCGGUCCCUCGAUGCAGCCUGGGCUCCAGUUCGGGCCUCCAUUACGGCGCUCUGGUGAACAGCGUUUCAUCGCUGGCGCCGCUCGCGUCAGACAAGCCGCCCAUUUCACAGAGACGCGCCUACGUGGCCAUAGCUGUGCUCUGCUACGUGAACCUGCUCAACUACAUGGAGCGCUACACGAUAGCAGGUGUGCUUUCUGAGAUCAAGAACUUCUUCGCUAUCAGCGACAGCACGGCAGGGCUGCUGCAAACAGUCUUCAUCUGCAGUUUCUUGCUCCUGGCCCCUCUCUUUGGCUACCUCGGCGACCGCUACAAUCGCAAAUACAUCAUGCUGUGCGGCUUGAGCGUGUGGCUUCUGACUGCAGCCGGCAGCUCCUUUGUCACCAAGUCGCAAUUCUGGCUUCUGGUUCUGCUGCGAGCGCUCGUCGGGGUCGGGGAGGCCAGCUACUCCACCGUUGCUCCCACCAUCAUCGGAGAUCUCUUCUCGGGGGGCCAGCGGAGCGUCAUGAUCUGCAUCUUCUACAUCUUCAUCCCUGUGGGAAGCGGUCUGGGAUACAUCACAGGGGCCGGGAGCGCUAGUCUGACGGGGGACUGGCGCUGGGCUCUCAGGAUCACGCCCAUCAUGGGUCUCGUCGGACUCGUCCUGAUGGUGUUCUUGUGCCCCAACCCUCCACGAGGGGCAGCAGAGACCCACGGAGAUGGAGUGACGGGCCACAGCUCUUACCUGGAGGAUGUAAAGUAUCUUCUGAAAAAUAAAAGCUACGUGUGGUCGUCGCUCGGCGUGACGUCUCUGGCCUUCCUCACCGGAGCGUUGGCUUUCUGGUUGCCCACCUUCCUGGCCAGGGCCCACGUCACCCAGGGCCUCCGACCUUCAUGCACUGGGGAGAGCUGCAACUCCACAGACAGCUACAUAUUCGGCGCCGUGACGGUGGCCACAGGCAUCCUGGGAGGAGCUCUGGGCACCACCAUAUCCAGGCAGCUCAGGGACAGGUUUUCACACGCGGACCCCCUCAUCUGUGCGGUGGGCAUGCUCGGAUCAGUGCCCUGCCUCUUCAUCACCAUUUUUGUUGCGUCCUCCAGCAUUCCAGUCACUUAUGUGUUCAUCUUCUUCGGCGAGUUGUUGCUCUCUCUGAACUGGGCCGUCCUGGCCGACAUCCUGCUGUAUGUCGUCGUACCGACCAGAAGGGCGACAGCCGAGGCUCUGCAGAUCACCGUCGGCCACCUUCUCGGCGACGCCGGCAGCCCGUAUCUGUUAGGAGUGAUCUCUGACGCCAUACGCUCAUAUCAUCCUGACACCAGCGACUUCCGUAGCCUGAUGUACAGCCUCCUUCUCUGCCCGUUCAUCGGGAUUCUGGGUGGAGUUUUUUUCCUCAUCACUACCAUGUACAUAAACGAAGACAAGAAAGCCGUUCAGCGACUGGUUGAAGGCCCUCAACCUCAGCAUGGCCAGACGCCGGAUUCCUCUAUGGAGCUGAGCAACAAGAAUAAUGUGUAAAAAAAAAAAGUCAAUGAAGAAAUCAGUCCAUUAACGAAGUUUGCCUUAAUCUUUGUCUUCUCUUUAUAAGUGUUUUACAAAUUGGCAGCAAAGGUUAUUUGUGUGUGUGUGUGUGUGUGUGUGUGUGUGUGUGUGUGUGUGUGUGUGUGUGUGUGUGUGUGUGUGUGUGUGUGUGUGUGUGUGUGUGUGUGUGUGUGCGUGUGUGUGUGUGUGUGUGUGUGUGUGUGUGUGUGUGUGUGUGUGUGUGUGUGUGUGUGCGCGCAACUUCGUGCCUGUUCCUGCUGCAGCUCCUCACAAUGGAACGACUGCUGCUCUCACCUCCCAUUUGGAGCCGCUUGCCAUGAUACUUGAAAAAUAAGUGUAGUUAUUUUUUUAUGUAAAUAAAAUUUUUUGUGUGUCUUAAAAGCAGGAAUAAAACUAUUCUUUAUGCUA